UGCAGAGGAGCUGUCCUUGGUACUAAGACCUGGAAACAGUGUGAGCAAGUGCAUGUGAGGGGGAGAAAGGAGGAGGGUGGAGGCGUGUUCUUUGUGUUGUGCAGCGACUUAAUCUGCUGUGGCAUCCACUCAGAGAGGAGCCGUACAUCCGAGAACCAGCACUGCUGUAGGGUACCCAGCACAGCCCCCUGCUUAAGUGUGUACUUCAAAAAAACAAGGAUUCACUUCAAAAGGUCUUAUCCUGAUCCUGCGUGAUUCAUCUUGGAAGACUUAAGGAGCUUUUUGUUUUGUGCUGUAGUAAGACUUUUAAAAGUACAUGUGGAUGUUUUUCUCAGGUUGUUUCCAAAAUGUUGUUGUGCUCUAGCAGGUGUAGUAUUUACAGAUGAAUAGGCGAGCAUCUUUUAGAUUAGAGUUACGUGUGUAUCCAGGGGGCUGAAGGUUCUUUAGCUACUGUCACGGCUACAUUCUCGCUGCCUCCUCCUUUUAUGCACCUGAAGCCUGGAAAUUUGAGUGAACCAGAGCUUGACUUUGAAAUGGCUUGAAUCUUUCCUGUUGGACCGGAGUUGGAAAAUCAGGAUUUUAGUCCGAGGUGCCUUUGGGAGUCUAAUGGAGCUACCUGAACUGGGUGACAUCGUAGCCUGCAGGGACCUAGUUCCUCUAAUGCCCUGUUGGAAUAUCUGUAAGCAAUGAUUCGCUCAAAAGAGGAGGAUUCACUAACAAUUCUGCAGUAUGUUGAAGAUUGUGGACUAAGAGCAUAUAACAGAUUGGUCUCACAGAACAUCAGCCACAUGUGGAAUGAGAAAAACUGGAUUAACUUUCAGGAAAACAUCGACAAGAAGCAACAACUGGAAGAAGCCAUUAAAAGGGGGGAAGAGGUGAUCACCAAGGGUAAGCACCUGCGAAUGGGUUCCAUGAGCAUGCCGGCUCCUGCGGAACACAUGUCCCCUAACAAGCACCAGCCCCCCUGUAACCCAGGUUUCGCUGUUCGCUCUCAGUCCCUGCACUCUGUGGAAGGAGGGGAAGAGGAGGGCAGCCCUACAUCCCGUAAGCAGCCCCCACCCAAACCCCGGCGGGACCCCAGCACCAAGCUUAGCAUCUCUUCUGAAGCUGUGGACCUCAGUCCCAUCGGGUGUAAAGGCGAAGACUCAGAGAAGUGUGACGGAACACAAGGCUGCAGUGAGGACUGCAGGAAAGUUCCCCCACCAAAGCCUAAGAGGAAUCCCAGCACACAGCUGAGCACUUCCUUUGACGAGUCUUACAUCCGCAGUCAUGGUUCAAAAGGUUCUUCCACCAUGCUCUUCUCAAGUGAUGGCCAGGCUCCUUCUCCUCCUCAGCCACAGGGCUCGCAGGAUUCAGACUUAGAUGAACCUGUUUACAUUGAGAUGUCUGGGAAUGUGGGACGAGAACCGACCCUUCAUCCUGAAGAAGAUGAGCCAGGUGAGGCUGUCUAUGAAGAGAUGAAGUACCCUGCACUUGAUGAGUUUGACUUGCGUUGGGAUCUUUCUAUCUGUCGCUCACAGUGUGCCACACCCUGCACACCUGAGCUUGAUAUCCAAGUCCCCCUAAACCGUUGUACCACCCCUCGAGGCACACCAGUUUGUGACAUCCCUGCCCCAUUCCCCAACCUGUUGACCCAUAGGCCACCUUUACUGGUCUUCCCUCCAGCCCCUGCUCAGUGCUCACCCAACUCAGAUGAGUCCCCACUCACCCCUCUCGAUGUAGCAAAGCUUCCUAUGUUAGAGAAUGGUUCUUAUGGCAAGUCACCGACCUCAUCUUCUCUGGAACCCUCUGGCUCUGCAUCUACGCCACACCUAAGACGUACUGAAAGGGAGCUAACGGCCACUCCUACAAUAACAGUAUCUGGGCGAUCGUCGGCACCACCACUGCCCUGUGCCCUCUAUAAAAGUUCCUCCUCUUCACACAGUUAUCAGCGCAGCCAUUCAGCCUGCCCCUCACCUGUGAGUAUGGGCCGCUGCCUGACGCCCCUCAGCCUCAUGCGAUCACCACCUUUUGAUGGGCCAUUUUCUACAGCAGGCCUUCCUCGCAGUGCCUCUGCCACACCUCAUGGAAAGGGAUCACCACCACAGGAUGCAUGCUCAGGGGGACGGCAUCAUGGCUCAAUGCAGAACGUCUCAGUGGCACGCUCACGGACGCCCACUAGCCCUCUGGAUGAGCUCACAAACCUCUUCAACACUGGCAGGAACAUGCUGAAAAAGAAUACCAGUGGCAGAAAGAGCAAGGAGCCAGGAGAAAUUGAAACCAAAGGAAAAGGGCACAGUUCUGAGUCCAGACGGGAGCACAAGGAGAGGAGCCAUCACAGCAAAGAAUCCAAGCGGGAAAAAGACCGCAGCAGCAAUGGAAAGUCCUCGCAUCGGCGUGACAGCAAAGACAGAGAACCAAAUAGCAUUGAAUACUUAUCUCAACAUGACAGCAAGGACUGUGGACAUAAUAAUGUUGAGCCAUUAGCCAGAAGGGACAGCAAGGACAGGGUUUACAACUGCCCAGACCUGCCUUCCCGACAAGAGAGCAAAGAUCGAGGCAGUAGCACUGAGGCACUGCCUCAACGAGAUAGCAAAGACAGGGGCUGCAACAGUGUAGAACCUUUUGCCAGACAUGAGAGUAAAGACCGAGGUUGUAUUAGUUCAGAUUUGCCCAGACAAGACAGUAAAGAUCUGCUAAGAAAUGGUCUAGACAGCAGACGUGACAGCCGAGAGAAAGUUUGUUAUGGGAUAGACCUUCUUCCUAGACAUGAAAAUAAAGAUCUGGGUAGAACAGGCCUGGAAAGUCAAAGGGAUAAAGAUAGCGGCAAACAUGGCAUAGAAUCUGGUCAGGACAAGGAGAAAAGCAACCACAGUGCAGAGAGCAGGCGGGGGAGCAAGGAAAGGAUAACCAAUGGCAAUGAUGUCAUGAGCAAAUGGGACUGCAAAGAUAAAGGAGUACAUACAAAUGAGACUUUUCCCUGGUAUGAUGAGAAAGAUAGAAGCAAUUAUAGCACAGAAUCACCCAAAGCACAGGACAAGGAUACAAGGCCUGGAUCUUCAACCAUAGCAUCAUCCACUCGGUCUGGACGAUCUUCCAUGAGUCCAAAUAUAAUUUUGGGGAACUCAAAUUCUGAAACUUUCCUUGCAGAUCUAAAGACAGUUCCAAAGGCAGGACGGUCUUCUUUUACAACAGUAGCACCAUCUCCAAAAGGCACACCUCAGAGACAGCCAGCUGAUGUCCACCAGAUGCCCCCUGUGCCAGGGUUGUAUAGUGACAGCACCAUGCUGGAGAUGAUUGAGAGGAAACAACGGCUCUGCUGGGAGAUACGGGCUCGACAACGCCUUCCUGACCAUAGCCCAUGCAAGAAAGAAAGCCUGCCUACCAUGCCCAGCUGGAAAAAAACUAACGUGGCAAAGAAGCACAGCCCACCUCCCUAUCCUACUCAGACUACAGUCUUCUGGGACACAGCCAUUUGACUUUGUGGUCUUGUGAGCAUAUUAAGAUUAUACUCUGUCCUUUAUUAUCAGGCAGGGUUGAAGCCAAUCAUAGUGUGCUCCCACCAGUGGAUGAGUGGGGUUACCAUAGCAAUAUUUCAGAGGCUGCAGUUUAUGAGGUUUUCAUAUUAUUGUUGAUAUCUAAUAUUUUUAUACACAAUGUGAUUCCUUAAUGACUUAGCAUCAAUAGAUAUUUUCUAAAUUAAAAACAUUAUCUUUGCAAAUAUUAUGUAGAGUUUUUCUAUCAUUCUUUUCUUUUUUCUUACUUUUUUUUCCUUUUUUUAAUUAAUUAAUUAAUUCAUUUAUUUAUUUAUUUUUACUUCGCAAUACACAAUCAAUACCUUUUCAUCAAGCUUUGACUUGCCUUUCUCUUUUAAGACCUCUGGAAAUAAAGUUUUUGUGGUAUUUUACCACGCUUAAUGGAGUAAUUUUUUUUAACACUGGAUGUUAUGGUGAUUGGCUUAGGGCUAGCUUCUUUCUCGCUGCCUUUUCACAAAUUAGUAGAUCAUUUACUUGAAUGUCUAAUAUUAAGAAAUAAACAGAUCAAGCAUUUCUCAAAAAUCCUUCAAAAAGGGGUUUUACUGUUUUUAACCACAUUUUCAUUUUUUCUGCCUUUACCUUUCGCUAGUCAUUGUGGUGGGUGGGUUUAGAGAAUAUGAUGAGUCUGAUUUAAGGUCAGGUCAUUGCACAUAGAAAAAGGGUAACAGUUUUUCUGUGUAAUACAGAAAGCAUCUCUUUUAUGAGAUGUUGUAACAGCUCUGUGUGUACAUGACAUGUACAGGUGUACAAGCCAAGGGAUGGCCCUCUCCUCUUUGGGUCUGUGGCAAUAGCUGGCGGGUGUCACUGAGAAUCGUCCAAAGUGCAAAGAAGGUCACACAGAGAUUAAUGACAAUCUGAAAUAUCAAAGUAUUUUUUCAUCUCAGCAUUAUUUAAAAUUGUGUACAAGGACUGAUAAUUGUAAAAUUAGAUGAUUUUUGUGUAAUUAUCUUGUAUAGAAUGACUGUGCCAUUAAAUUAUCAUAAAUCAAUGGAGUAGAUUUGGAAUUGGAAAUUUCAAACAGACGCAACUAUCUGUUUUAGCAAAACAAACCAAUGACCAAUAGCUCUCAGCUAUUGUAAGUAUAUAGUACCCCAGUAACAGGGAUUAUAGCUGCAUAAACAAAGAGGCUGUACACAAGAGAGCUGCAAUUCCACAGUCCUCUACCACAUAUUCCCUGACUGGAUACCCACCAUUGUCCCUCUACCUCAACCUCUCAAAUCAGUUCAAGCGGUCAUUUGUUUGCACAACCAGUGCACCAUCUGCAUUGUAAAAGUACUUGGAUGUUAUAGUAAAAAUCCCUCCCUGAUUUCUUCCUUUGACCUCCAUGUUUGAAACUGAUGCCUGUACAAAAAUGUGUUGCCUUGGAGACUGGUACUCACUGUAACUGGGUCACACUGGGUGAACACAGUCGCAAAGACUGUAGACUAACCCCCUGAGGUAUAGAGCAUUGGUUGCUAGUUUACAUGUAUUUUGGAGAAAUACAACUAUUAAAUAUUUGAAAUAGUGUUUUAGAUACAGUAUGAAACAGAUGGUCCAUUUUAUUUAACUUACAGUUGCAAGUUGUGUGAGCUGAUCAUAGGUGGUAAGGGGAACAAAUAACCAAGGUAGCACUUGGUAUACAGUCUCAAAACCAUGGAGAUUACAAGAUGUUGUAGCCUGUUUUUAUGUAUGUUUGCCAAGCUAUCACUAAAUGCAGAUCAUCAAUAAACUUUGGAAUUCACUCUCUUGUGGCCAGAGGGUGCAGUUUGGAAAUGUAACAAUGAACAAUCUCUUUGUAUGUAAAAUGUGCACUGUGACAGGCAAAAAGCCUAUCUUUUGUCUUAUUGCACUGAGUGUUUGCUUCUCUGUACAGUGCCAUUGGAAAAAGUAUGCUGAUUGUCUUAACAGACUUUUCAAGAUGAAUAAA
Molecule: messenger RNA, 5421 nt
Organism: Labeo rohita (rohu)
Lineage: Eukaryota; Metazoa; Chordata; Actinopteri; Cypriniformes; Cyprinidae
Gene: nyap2b
Product: neuronal tyrosine-phosphorylated phosphoinositide-3-kinase adaptor 2b
Exons: 7
Coding region: 687-3458 (923 amino acids)
Biological process (GO): phosphatidylinositol 3-kinase/protein kinase B signal transduction; neuron projection morphogenesis
Source: RefSeq, a predicted model, not a curated record